This is a messenger RNA of Lotus japonicus, 702 nucleotides long. Its product is annotated as egg cell-secreted protein 1.1-like. The transcript has a single exon. Gene Ontology annotation, biological process: double fertilization forming a zygote and endosperm. The coding region runs from base 173 to 586 and encodes 137 amino acids. Lineage: Eukaryota; Viridiplantae; Streptophyta; Magnoliopsida; Fabales; Fabaceae. The record is from RefSeq and is a predicted model, not a curated record.
GCCGUUUUCAUGGUCUCUUCACAUGUCCCUGACCUUUCCUUUCACCAAUUCAUCAUAGAAUCACACUCACCUAGCUCUAUAUAAGGCUCACCUCAUAGUCACAUUAUACUCAUCACAAAAAUCUCGACUUGCAUUUCUCUAUAUACAUACACUCUUUUUUCCUCUCCCAAAGAUGGCUUCCACUCACAUUGUUGUGUCCAUUUUUAUUGCUCUUAUAAUGAUGGCUUUUAUAUCCAACACUACUAAUGCUGCACGUGCAAUGAGGUUGCCGCACUCAUCCACGGCGACAACCCUGGCGGCGCGGCUGAAGGUAGGUGGUGAGGCUCCUCCGAAUUGCUGGGAGUCAUUGUUUGAGCUGCAAGCAUGCACCGGUGAGGUCAUAACAUUCUUCCUCAACGGUGAGACAUAUUUGGGCCCAAGUUGCUGCCGGGCCAUAAGGAUCGUGGGCCAUGACUGUUGGCCCGGAAUGCUUCAUUCCCUUGGGUAUACUUCACGAGAGGGUGAUAUUCUGCAAGGUUAUUGUGAUGCUGAAGAACAACCACAUUUCCCACCAUCACCAAUUACUGUUCCACAAGUGCUUCCUUAGAGAAUAAAGCUGCUAUACUAGAUCUUGUGCUUUGGUUAAUAAAAAUGAUGGGAUUGUUUAUUUAUUUCUUUUGAUUGGCCAGAUUUUGAAAUGGAAAAUAUGUGCCUUUUGCGUUC